Messenger RNA from Paramecium sonneborni, 3655 nucleotides. The record is from the annotation of a GenBank genome assembly. NCBI's taxonomy places the organism in Eukaryota, Ciliophora, Oligohymenophorea, Peniculida, Parameciidae.
AUGUAAAAUUCAUAAAGUGAAUUAUAACCUGAUCCUUGGCAAUUGUAUUUACCCUAUGAUAAUAAAUACUAACUUAAAGGAUGUUGUUUCAAAACUAGACCUAAUUGGAGAGAUAUGAAAGGUAUUAAAUUAUUAACACAAGAUAGAACGAUAAUCACAAAUAUUUAAGAUCGUGAUCUACCUGAUAAUACUAUUAAAACUUGCAAAUAUACAUUUUGGACAUUCUUACCCUUGAAUUUGAUAGAAUAAUUUUCAAAAAUGGCUAACAUCUAUUUCUUAAUCAUUGGAUAUUUAGAAACUAUUGCUUUAAUUUCUAUUACUGAUGGAUAACCUAUAAUAUGGUUUCCUUUAUUUAUAGUCAUAGCUAUUUCAGCAGUUAAAGAUUUUUUUGAAGAUCAUAAACGAUAGGUUUCUGAUAUCGACGAGAAUAACCGGUAUUCAAUUAACAAUUAUUUUAUUAAGAAUAGCAUUAGUUCUGACAAAUUAUGGAUUGAUUGAAAAGAAAUGGUCACAAAUACUAGUUGGAGAUAUUAUUAGAGUUGAAUAAGGAGAAUACUUUCCUGCUGAUGUUAUUGUUAUUAAAACUAGUGAAAAAGGAAAUUGUUUUAUAGAAACUAAAAAUCUAGAUGGAGAAACUAAUCUAAAAAUAAAAAAAUAGCAUAAAUCACUUUAAUUUACAAGAAAUCUUAAUGAUCAUAAUUUAUAUAAAGAAUAAAUCUUAAUCCAUUAUGAUAAGCCUAAUCCCUAUUUAUACAAAUUUAAUGGUACUAUUACUAUGCCUCCUGAUCAUAAUCUUAGUGAUGGAGAUUAAUCUAGAGAUUCUAUCAUAAAUUAUGAUGCAGAACAUAGAAAAGUAUAUCAAUUAGAUGAAGUCAAUUUCAUUUUAAGAGGAUGUUCAUUAAGAAAUACUCAUUGGAUUUAUGGAUUAGUAGUUUAUACUGGAUUUGAUACCAAAAUUAUGUUAAAUUCAACCAAAGCUAGACCUAAAUCAAGUACUUUAGAAUCAUAAAUGAACUUCUUUAUUAUACUAGUGUUUUUUAUGUAAAAUAUAUCUAAAAAUAAAUAGUUAAUUAGUUAUUUGCUUAUUUUCAGCUUAAUAUUCAGUCUUUUGGUAAUUAAAUAAUUUUAUGGAUAUUCCUUAUCUUGAGUUAGAUGAAAAUGAUUUAUAAACUAAUAUUGUUUUUAGAACAAUGGAAAGAUGGGGAACUUGGUUAUUAAUUUAUACAAAUUUUGUUCCAAUCUCUUUGUUAGUGACUUUAGAAAUGGUAUGAAAAUAAUUUGUAUCUAGGGUAGGUUAAAUAUUUACAAGGUAUGAUGAUAGAAAUUGAUAAAGAAUGUAUGACUUAAAAUCAAAAAACUGAAGUACAAACUUCAAAUUUAAAUGAAGAGUUAGGUAAUGUGAAUUAUAUGUUCACUGAUAAAACAGGAACUAUCACUAAAAAUUUGAUGGAAUUUAAAACUAUAUCUAUUUUUGGAAAAUCAUAUGGGAUGAUAAAUAAUAGAAGUUAAAUUUUAAAUAAUUAAGAACUAAAAAAUAUGCCUGAAGUAACUAAUGUUGAUUUUAAAGAUAAAUAACUUUUUAAUGAUUUACAAUAGAAUGAUGAGCAUUCUAGAAGAAUUAUAGAAUAUUUUAUGCAUCUUACAUUAUGUCACACUAUUUUGGUGGAAUAUGAAUAAGGUAAAAUCAAGUAUAACGCCUCUUCUCCAGAUGAAUUAGCAUUAUUGAUGGGAGCAAAAUUUUGUGGAUUUGAAUAUGUUGGAUUGGAUGAUGGAAUGAUGAUUGUGAAAUACAAAGAUUAGUUGAUAAAAUAUAAAUUACUAUAAGUAUUAGAAUUUACUUCAGCAAGAAAGAGGAUGUCUGUUAUUGUUUAAGAUUAAAAUGAUAAAAUAAUAUUAUUGUGUAAAGGAGCUGAUUCAAUGAUAAUAAAUUUAUUAGAUAAAUAAAACAUUUAAAAUUUAGAAUUAUUGCAAAUUACAGAAUAACAUUUAGAAUAAUAUGCUGAAAAAGGAUUAAGAACAUUAUUGUUAGCAUAAAAAGAAUUGAGUCAAUAAUAGUAUGAUGAAUGGAUAACCAAAUAUUUGAAAGCUGGUUUAUAGACAAUUAAUAGAGAUGAACUAUUAUUAAGUUUAUAAGAUUAAAUAGAAAAAAAUUUAAAUUUAAUUGGAGGAACUGGAAUUGAAGAUAAAUUAUAAGAUGAUGUUGGUAUUACAAUGUAGAAAAUAUUGAAUUCAGGUAUUAAAAUAUGGGUAUUAACAGGAGAUAAAUUAGAAACUGCAAUAAAUAUUAGUUAUGCUUGUAAUUUAUUAAAUGAUUCACAAUAAAAAAUAGUGAUUUCAGCGGAUGAUUAAUUUGAAGCAUAAUUUAAAAUUAAUUAAGGUUUAGAUUAAAUGAAAUCUUAAUUUUUAAAUCGUACUACUGCAUUGAUAAUAUCAGGAGAUUCAUUGAUUCAUUUAGAUGAAAAAUAUCAUAUAAAAUUUAUAGAAUUAGCUAAAUAAUGUCAUACAGUAAUAGCUUGUAGAGUAUCACCAAAAUAAAAGCAAGAAUUAGUACAAUUAGUGAAAGAUAACAUAUAUAAUAUAGUAACAAUGGCAGUAGGAGAUGGAGCUAAUGAUGUUAAUAUGAUAACUGCAGCAAAUAUAGGAAUAGGAAUAAAAGGUGUUGAAGGUAAUUAAGCAGCAAGAGCAGCAGAUUAUUCAAUUGGUGAAUUCAAAAUUUUAUAAUAAUUAUUACUCUAUCAUGGAAGAGAAUGUUAUAGAAGAAAUUAAGUACUUGUUGGAUAUAAUUUCUAUAAAAAUCUACUUAUUGUUUUACCACAUUUUUGGUUCUCAUUUUAUAAUGGAUUUUCACCUCUUAAUUUAUAUGAUCCUUGGCUUUAUCAAUUCUAUAAUAUGUUUUAUACAAGUCUUCCUAUUAUGAUAUAUGCAAUCUUAGAUUAACAAUAUACACCUAAGUUUCUUUUAUAAAGUAUUAAUUUUAAUAUCAUUAGAUCCACAACUUUAUUAAACAACGAAUAAAGUUAAUCUAUUGACUUUCUUUUUUUGGUUUUGCUCAGGUGCAAUACAAUCAGCAAUUGUCAUUUAUUCAGUUUUUCCAUCUAUGGAAUAAACAAGUAUUGAUAAAGAAGGAAGAAUACUCUUUCUUUCAUCAGUUGGAAUGGCUGUAUUUUGUUAUGCCAUUAUAAUUGUAAAUCUGAAAAUCUUUGUCUUCUCUUAUAUGAAUUCCAUAGGAUCUGUGCUAUUUAUAUUUGCAUCAAUCUUUCUGUAUUUAUUAACUUAUUUGUUUUUAUCUAAAGUUUCCAAUAAAUUGGACAUUUCACAUACAUUCAUCCAUUUGUUUUCAAAUGCUUAAUUUUACUUUAUAUUGAGUGGAAUAAUUGUUUUGACAAUCUUUUUUGAUUUAGCACUUGCAAGAUGGUCAAUAUUUUCAGAAUAAGAAUUAUUUGAAAUCCAAAAAAUCAGAGAUAUAUAAGAGCCUCCUCCUUAAUCAAUGAUGCCUCCAGAUAGAUUUGAAAAUCUAUUCUAGGAAGAAGAUGCAUAUGAUGAUACUUCUGCACUUCUACCCAUUAAACCAGUUAAAAAUAGAAAAUAUACUGGUUAUGCUUUUGCUUAAUAAGAAAAGAAGCUUGAUGAAGCCCUUAGAAAUGCAGAGAAUUGA